AUGGCGACUCAAGAUCCCCACGUCAUCUCGCAGCUGGUGAAAGCCCUGGAGACUGCUCGCAAAGCUAAAAAGGGUGAGACAAAGUUCACCUGCAAAAAGAAUACCUUUGAGGUAGCCAAAGAUGUGACCGUGGACUCGUGGAAGUUCCAGGACUGGGACUACAAGCAAGCCGGUCUGCCCACAUAUGCGCGAGGUCUUUUCACCACCAAACGCAAAGACAACAUUCCCGAAAUUACGACGCGCGGAUACGACAAGUUCUUCAACAUAGGCGAGACAAAGGCCACAGAAUGGCGCAACAUCGAGAAAAACACAAGGGGUCCCUACGAGCUGAGUGUGAAGGAGAAUGGAUGCAUUAUCUUCAUUUCUGCUUUGGCGAACGACAAAUUGCUAGUCUGCAGCAAACACUCGACUGGAGCCCGCGAGGAUACAAAAGUCAGCCACGCGCAGGCAGGAGAACAAUGGACGGAACGCCAUGUCUCGUCCGUGAAUCGGUCUGUUAAAGACCUUGCCCGAACUCUGCGCCAGAUGAAUGUCACCGCCGUUGGAGAACUCUGUGACGACACUUUUGAGGAGCAUGUGCUGGCCUACGACGAAGCUUCUUCGGGCAUCUACCUCCACGGUCUCAACUACAACCAACCUGACUUUCAGACAAUGUGUUGUGACGAUGUGCACAAGUUCGCUGAUGACUGGGGCUUCAAGAAGGCCAAGUUCGAGGUCUUUGAUGAUAUUUUUAGAGUGCAGAGCUUCCUAGAAGGAUGUGCAGAGACAGGAACAUGGGAUGGACGUGAGACCGAGGGCUUCGUCAUCCGAUGCCAGCUGAGCGAGAACGGAACUGAGCCCUAUCGGAAUUGGUUCUUCAAGUACAAGUUCGAGGAGCCGUACUUGAUGUACCGCCAGUGGCGUGAAUGCACCAAAGCUGUCAUCGGAGGGAGACAUCCCAAGAUCAGGAAGCAUGAGCAGGUCACUGAAGAGUACUUGCAGUUUGCUCGACGGGUUCUGAUGAAGAACCCUCAUAUGGCAACUGAAUAUAUGCAUAACCACGGUAUCAUCGCUUUACGGGAGGCUUUCCUCAAGGAACGAGGAUUAAAUGGAUCCGAGCUUAUCGCUCUAGGGACUAAAAAGCAGAGUGAAUUGAACGAGAUCAACAAAAAUGUCAUCCUCGAGCCAAUUGCCUCGCUGGGAUGUGGAAAGACGACAGUCGCCUUGGCUCUGGUUAAGCUCUUUGGAUGGGGACAUGUUCAGAAUGACAACAUCCCCAAACAGAAGAACAAGCCCAAGAAGUUCGCCUUCGAGGUCAGCCAUGCUCUGGGAGAACACAGCGUUGUCAUCGCUGAUCGCAACAACCAUCAAAAGCGCGAACGCAAGCAGCUCAUGGAGGAUAUUUACCCUGUGCUCCCGGAUGCGCAGUUCGUCGCUCUGCAUUACGUCCACGAGCCCAAGGCAGACAGACUCCCCGCCAUCCGAGAAGUCACUCGAAAACGUGUGCUAGAGCGUGGCGACAACCACCAAUCCAUCCGGGCUGGCACCAACGCCCAGGAAGAGACCGUCGGAAUCAUGGAGGGAUUCCUCGGCCGCUUCGAAGGCGUCGACACGACCCGCUCGCCAGACCUGAGCUUCGAUCACGUCAUAGACCUCGACGUGUGCGCCUCAUCUCGCGAGAACCUCGAAACAAUCGUCAAAGCCUUACACGCCGCCUACCCGCGCCUCGUGCCAACCAUCCCAACGGCAGCAGCUCUCGACGAAGCCAUUGCCGCCGCCCUGGAUGACUACACCGUGACAAAAGAUCUAAGCUACAGCUAUGGUCCCCCACAAAAGCCAAAGAACAAAAACAAAAACCACGGCAACGGCAACGGCUCCCUCCUCCCCGAACCAACAGACUCCCCAUUGUCCCCAGAAGCCCUCUCCAAAAAGAUCGAAUACUUCAACAUCUCCCUCCCAACAAACGAAAUAACGUCAAUCCUGCACUCCCUCUUCCCACCAACAACUUCCCCCGAAACAGCCCGUCUCUACAACCAACUAGUAAACUCCCGCCGUCUCCAACCAACCUUCCAUGUUACCCUCAUCCACCGCGCCUCCAAGAAAGACAAUCCAGAGACCUGGGAGCAGCUAGCAACCCGCUACAUUGACACGCAGAUCAAAAACCCCGUCGAAAACUCCAUCCAGCACCCGCCGCCCCUGGGCUCCGCGCGCGUGCGCAUCGAGCGUCUCGUCUGGGAUAACCGCAUCAUGACCUUUGUCGCGCGCAUCCUGCCUGCCGAGGGCGUCGAGAAAGAGACCGGUGUGGAUGAGUCUGAGUGGCCGUGCGCAAAUCCUAUUCCGCAUAUCACGGUCGGCACGGCAUCGCCCGAUGUUAAGCCGAAGGAGAGUAAUGAUUUGCUGCGGCGGUGGGUUGAGGUUGGCUCUGGUGGGGAUACAGGGAUCUAUGAGGCGGAGGUUGAGGGUGUUAAAGUUGUUGAUGGUGUUGUUGGGUUAGUUAUGAGUCGGGGGAAGUAUUGA
Penicillium samsonianum is the source of this 2496-nucleotide messenger RNA. RefSeq names its product tRNA ligase. Gene Ontology annotation, biological process: tRNA splicing, via endonucleolytic cleavage and ligation. NCBI's taxonomy places the organism in Eukaryota, Fungi, Ascomycota, Eurotiomycetes, Eurotiales, Aspergillaceae. Gene Ontology annotation, cellular component: nuclear inner membrane. The record is from RefSeq and is a predicted model, not a curated record. Gene Ontology annotation, molecular function: GTP-dependent polyribonucleotide 5'-hydroxyl-kinase activity; ATP binding; phosphoric diester hydrolase activity. The transcript has a single exon. Bases 1 to 2496 code for a protein of 831 amino acids.